Messenger RNA from Electrophorus electricus (electric eel), 1684 nucleotides. NCBI's taxonomy places the organism in Eukaryota, Metazoa, Chordata, Actinopteri, Gymnotiformes, Gymnotidae. The record is from RefSeq and is a predicted model, not a curated record.
AUGUCAUGGCUGAUAGGGUGUCAGUGUUGGGUGCCUGAAGACAGAAAGGCUCCAGUAUCUAACACUGAUUUGAGACCUACUGAUGCACUACUAUGUCCUGUUUAUGGUCCUGUUGACAUUUGUGAGCCUUGUGACAGUUCCACUGGAGAUGGCAUUCGCUGCAGAAGCAUUUAGCUCCAUUAGUAAUGACUGGUUGGCCUUUAAUUUAUUUUCUGACAUCCUGUUUAUAAUUGAUGUUGGCCUUAAUUUUUGGACAGGCAUUCUCACAGAGGACAGUGAGAUCGUUAUCCUUGACCUGAAAGCAAUAAGGAAUGAAUACCUCAAGACCUGGUUUAUACCAGACAUUCUGUCUGCGUUCUCCAUUGACUUGGUCAUUGCUCUAGUGGAUGUAUUUUUCCAUGGUAGCAACACAGCUGAAAUACUAAGUGGAAAGAUGAUAAAGGUGCUGAUGUUUGCCAGAGUAUUAAGUCUGAUUCGUGUACUGCGUAUGUCAAGGCUGGUAAGAUUUUUUCGUUAUUUGCAGCGGGAUUGGGAUAAAAAUCUUCAGUUUUUUUUCAGAAUUGUAUUUUUAUUCAUACUGAUGGUUUUGCUAUGUCACUGGAAUGGCUGUAUUCAGUACUUCAUUCCAAUGCUACAAGGAUUUACAUCAGACUGCUGGACUGUAAAAGAGAACGUUGUGAAUGGUACAUUUGCGGAAAAAUACUUAUUUAGCAUGUUUCGAGCUGUAUCUCACAUGGUCAAGAUUUCCUAUGGAUCCAAUGACCCACCCACAGAUGAGCUGGAGAUGUGGGUUGUCAUGACUAGUAUGUUGUCUGGAAUUGUUAUGCAUAUUAUGAUAUUUUCCAGUGUGCUAACAAUGAUGAUUGACACCGAUGGAUCAGAAACCACUUUCAAGAAAAAGAUGAAACAUAUAGAAGACUACAUGACCUAUAAAAGGCUUCCUAGAGAACUGCGCACUCGUAUCAGGGAAUAUUACCGGGCACGCUACAAAGGAAGAUGGGUCCAUGAGAAUUCCCUCAGUUUGGUGUCAAAAUCUUUGAAAGAGGAAACUCUGACAGUGUUAUGUGCACACUUGCUGAAGAAUGUGCCCAUGUUUCAGAAGUGUGAUACAAAUUUAAUCAGUGCCAUUGUUUUAAAACUGCAACAUGAAGUGUUCCUAGAGGGAGACAUCGUCAUUCGCCAAAAUGCUCCUGGUGAUCGCAUGUUCUUCAUUGAGCAUGGACAGGUCAUUGUGGAGACACAAUCUUUUCAGAAGGAGCUGCAUGAUGGGGACUAUUUUGGAGAGGUUGCCAUCCUGACCAGAGGAAAGCAACUAGCCACAGUUCGCGCUCUGUCGACCUGCCGCCUGUUCUCCUUAUCAGCAGACGACUUUCAUCAGGUCCUGCAGGAGUUCCAUCAUACCGUGAUGGACAUGGAGAGUCUAGCUCAACAGCACUACGAGGAUUUGAAGAUGGCUGAGCUGAAACACGGUGCUUCCUCAAUUGAUGCUGAACCAGAGGGAUGGUAUAAGGCAGGACACACCUGGACAGCUCAUGGGUUUCCCUCAUAUUCAUUACUUAUUUCAAUUGUUACAUAUUCCAUGCAUUACUUAUUUAAAUCAUUACUUAUUUCUUAGUUCUUUAUAAAACACUUUGUUGUUGGAAAACUACUGACAAUGCAUUGCAUGUUUUUAAAGUUGCAUAUU